AUGGCGUUCCUGGGUGCCUUCAAGCGAAGGCGCCAGACAGGCCCAGUGGAAGAGCCAACCAUCACGGUCGCCGAGGAUCACGUCGAAAUGCCGUCUGUCACGAAGGACAAGCUGGACGGCACAGUCGUGGAUGAGGAGACCAUCAAGGCGCAGGGCGAGACGGCGGCCAUUGAGCAAGAGAGUCACGACAACCCCGAAAUCGCCGCGCUGCCUCUGCAAGUCCGCCAGCUGAUCAAUCUGACGGACGAUCCCACCCUGCCGACCAUUACCUUCCGCUAUUUUGUGCUUGCGGUGCUUUUCGUGAUUCCCGGCGCGUUUCUGUCUCAGAUGAGCCACUUCCGUACCACCCAAGCUCCAUACUCCGUCUUCUUCGUCCAGAUCGGGUGUCACUACGCCGGCCACUUUUUGGCUCGGACACUUCCAGCCUGGAAGAUUGGACUGCCCGGAACACGCUGGGGAUUUAGCCUAAACCCGGGGCCCUGGAGUAUCAAGGAACAUGUGCUGGUCACCGUGACGGCCGCUUCGGGCGCCACGUAUAACCUGGGCUAUGCUCCGAUCGUACUAGCAGAGCUGUGGUAUGGAGAGCGAAUCAAUCCCGCCGUGGCCAUUUUCUUCAUGCUGUCGAUUGUCUGGAUUGGGUAUGCCUUUGCGGCCCUGGCACGAAACAUCCUGCUGCCGGACCCGGAGUACAUCUGGCCCCAGGCGCUGAUGCAGACGACUCUCUUCGAAACAUUCCGGAAGACCGAUACCUCGUCGCGCGUCGCACGGCGUCAAAUGAAAGUUUUCUUCUUCGCUCUGCUGGGAAUGACCCUGUGGCAGUUCCUUCCAGAGUAUGUUUUCCCGUUUACUUCGUCGCUGGCCUUCCUGUGCUGGGUGGCGCCGCGGAAUCCCGUCGCCAACUUCAUUGGAUCCGGGUUAGGAGGCAUGGGCUUUCUCAAUCUCUCGUUGGAUUGGUCGAACAUCAACUGGAACGGAUCGUCCAUCAUGCUUACUCCGUGGUGGACGCAGGUUCUGCUGUUUUUGGCCUUUGCGUUCAACUGUUGGGUGCUGAUCCCCGCCGCGAAGUGGGGAAAUCUCGGUACUUUCAAGCAUGGGAUUAUGUCCAAUAGCCUCAUGCUGGCUAACGGCACCAGCUACCCGACUACCGAUGUGCUCACACCGGACUAUCACCUGAACCAGACCGCGUACGAGCACUACGGCCCCAUGUACAUGGGCCUGCAGAACGUGUGGGCCACGUUCUUCGACUACGCCAAGCUUCCAGCAGCAGUGACGUGGAUUGCGACGUUUGGCUUCACGCAACUCAGAGCGAAUUUGAAGAAAAUCCUCGAAGCUCGCAAGGCCGGCAAGUCUUCCAAGGGACAGAGCCAGGGCCAGGGUAUCCACUACCAGUACCAUGACCGUCUGAACGUGAUUCAGAGGCAGUACAAAGAGAUUCCACUGUGGUGGUACUGCGUGCUGUUCCUGGCAGGAUUCAUCAUCCUGAUUACCAGCGUUGCAUGCGGCUAUCUCUUCAUUCCGAUCUGGACCCUGUUUGUGGCCCUGGCCAGUGCCGCUGUCUUUGUCAUUCCCUUCGCAUGGCUGUAUGCCAUCUCCAACUACCAGCUCGAGACAGGCUCCUUCAACGAGCUGAUGUACGGCUACAUGGUACACACGAAGGCUGGCUCCAGCCACCAGCACCCCUGCGGGCCUUCAGUGUACGGCUCCAUUGCCGGAGACGCCUGGUACCGCGCACAGUACAUGCUGCAGGAUCAAAAGAUCGGGCAUUACAUGCACAUUCCACCGCGGGAGAUAUUCUUCUCCCAGAUCUUUGGCGUCUGCAUGGGUGUUCCCAUCAACUACGCUGUCAUUCGGUGGAUCAUGAACACGAAGGGCGACUACAUCACCGGCAAGAAGACCGACCCUCUCAACCAGUGGACCGGUCAGAGUCUGCGAACCUCCAACACCAUGGGUGUCCAGUACGCCAUCCUGGGUCCCAAGCGACUUUUCGCCGAAGCAGAAAUGGCACCGCUGCCCUGGUCGUUCCUCGUUGGGGCCGUCAUCCCACCCAUACUAUAUGUUCUCCAUCGAUUCUUCCCACGGCUGCGAAUCGAUCUGUGGAAUGUCAGUAUCUUCUUCGGGGGUCUGGCGAUGUUCUACGGAAACGUCAGUACCGGCUAUACGUCGGCGAUCAUUGGCGGCUAUAUCGUGAUGUACUGGGCGUACCGCAAACACUUCGAGGUGUGGAAGCGCUACAACUAUUUGCUUGCCGCUGCUUUUGAUGCAGGGUUCAAUCUGAACAUGUUGCUCAUCUUUUUCUUCUUUGGCGCUGGCAAGCAGAUCUCGAUGCCGAAGUGGUGGGGUAACACCGGUGAUUCGGUGGAACGAUGCUUUGCUCUGAAUAGCUAG
Messenger RNA from Penicillium canariense, 2385 nucleotides. RefSeq names its product OPT family oligopeptide transporter. Gene Ontology annotation, biological process: transmembrane transport. The transcript has a single exon. The record is from RefSeq and is a predicted model, not a curated record. Bases 1 to 2385 code for a protein of 794 amino acids. Lineage: Eukaryota; Fungi; Ascomycota; Eurotiomycetes; Eurotiales; Aspergillaceae. Gene Ontology annotation, molecular function: oligopeptide transmembrane transporter activity.